UUGCGCAUGAUCAGUCCUGCCGUGUGGGAAGAGCAGGUCGCUGUCAGUCAGCCACCAUGUUAUCCCAUUCCCGGUGUCUCACCAGGGGAUUUGGUCGUUCCUUCUCUACUAUCCGCCAGGGGAAUAAUGUGUUAGCACGACGAGCAACAUCAGCACUGUCAGCUAGCCAUGCUGUCACUCUCAACAAUAAAGUUAAAUGUAGUCCCCGGUCCAGCGUCUUCCAAAUCCAGUACUUCAGGACAUCUGUAGCCUACAGGGACGAAGUGGUCACAGUUAAGACUCCUGCAUUUGCAGAAUCUGUCACAGAGGGCGAUGUGAGGUGGGAGAGAGCUGUUGGGGACACUGUCAGUGAAGAUGAGGUGGUCUGUGAAAUCGAGACUGAUAAGACAUCAGUGCAGGUUCCCUCGCCCGCUGCCGGGGUUAUUGAGGAACUUUUGGUCCCUGAUGGAGGGAGAGUAGAGGGAGGAACUCCUCUUUUCAAGCUUCGGAAAGGAGCCGGUGCUCCCAAGGCUGCAGAGGCUCCCAAAACUGAGGCACCAACCAUUCCUCCACCGUCUGCUGCAACCCCCCCUCCCCCUCCUCCUCCUUCUACUGUGGGCCCCAUUCCCACCACUAUGCCCCCUGUGCCACCUGUGCCAGCACAUGCGAUGGACACCAAACCAGUUUCAGCCAUCAAGCCCAGUACCGCUCCCGUUGCCCCUGUGGCCCAGGCAGAAGGAGGGGCUAAAGCAGCUAGGACAGAGAGCAGGGUGAAGAUGAACCGCAUGAGGCUGAGAAUUGCCCAGAGACUGAAGGAAGCCCAGAACACCUGUGCAAUGUUGACUACAUUCAAUGAGAUUGACAUGAGCAAUAUCUCAGAGAUGAGGAGGACUUAUAAAGAUGCCUUCCUGAAGAAGCACAAUAUCAAGCUGGGCUUCAUGUCGGCGUUUGUAAAAGCUGCAGCUUAUGCAUUGGCCGACCAACCUGCUGUCAAUGCCGUCAUUGAUGACACAACCAAAGAGAUUGUGUACAGGGACUAUGUCGACAUCAGUGUAGCUGUGGCCACGCCAAAGGGUCUCGUGGUUCCUGUAAUCCGAGGAGUAGAGGGAAUGAACUUCACUGACAUUGAGAAAGCCAUCAAUAUGUUGGGAGAAAAGGCCCGCAAGAAUGAGCUGGCUGUUGAGGACAUGGAUGGAGGGACCUUUACUAUCAGCAAUGGCGGAGUUUUUGGGUCCAUGUUCGGAACUCCUAUAAUCAACCCUCCGCAGUCUGCCAUUUUGGGAAUGCAUGGAAUAUUCGACAGGCCUGUUGCUGUUGGGGGCAAGGUGGAGAUCCGUCCCAUGAUGUACGUUGCCCUGACGUAUGACCACCGCCUGAUAGAUGGGAGAGAGGCUGUCACUUUCCUGCGCAAGAUCAAGUCUGUGGUGGAAGACCCAAGGGUCUUGCUGCUGGACAUGUGAUCAACCCUUUGCACCUCCAAGCUCCAUCAAACAAACUACCAUUCACAAACAGUGGCUGUCUCCUCCUGACGAUCUUUACUGUAACUGCUUCAUUAUUGUAUUGGUCAACUAGAAACAAAAGGGAUAUUCUAAAGAAAGUAAGGUGCGCACUGGACUUUAAUGGCUGGGAAAGACAGAAAGAUUGGUGCUAUUGUGGAAAAUGUCUGGGUUUGAGGUUUCAGUAGUACUGGGCUUCAUAGAUCAAAAUGGAUGUUAUAUCUCCUGCGCCAUUUGCCAUUUUCUAAAUGCAAUUGAAUAAUUUUUAAAAUAUUCUGAAGUGAAUGGCAUACUUAGUAAAAGUGCAUAUUAUUGUUUCAUUAUUUUUGGUGAGGGAAGAACAAUAAUUACAAGUCGAGCUACAAAGUAAAAAACAAAAAGAAAAACACUAUGUCCUAAGAUGUCUGAAGUAUUCCUCUGAACAUUGGCGUUAUCUUGUUCAAAAACAAACGAGAAUUAUUCUGUUCAUGCUGUAAGAAAGUGAUUAUUUAAGAAUGUUUUAAACAAUAAAACUUGAGCUGCACC
Messenger RNA from Lampris incognitus (smalleye Pacific opah), 2000 nucleotides. It is a transcript of the gene dlst, whose product is annotated as dihydrolipoamide S-succinyltransferase. The record is from RefSeq and is a predicted model, not a curated record. The transcript has 15 exons. Gene Ontology annotation, cellular component: oxoglutarate dehydrogenase complex. Gene Ontology annotation, biological process: tricarboxylic acid cycle. Bases 57 to 1439 code for a protein of 460 amino acids. NCBI's taxonomy places the organism in Eukaryota, Metazoa, Chordata, Actinopteri, Lampriformes, Lampridae. Gene Ontology annotation, molecular function: dihydrolipoyllysine-residue succinyltransferase activity.